Molecule: messenger RNA, 1647 nt
Organism: Psylliodes chrysocephalus
Lineage: Eukaryota; Metazoa; Arthropoda; Insecta; Coleoptera; Chrysomelidae
Source: the annotation of a GenBank genome assembly
AAAAAUGCUUAUUUGAUUUACUUUGUUUUAGAUUCCAACAAAUGUAGAUGAAUGGAAAAAGAUAUCUUGAAAGUUUGAGAAUAUUUGGAAUUUUCCCCACUCCGCUGAUUCUAUGAAUGGAGAGCACGUUUUUAAACAAUUGAACAGUUUACCGAUUUAUCAAUUUUAAUCAGUACUUCUCGUUAAGUUGGCAAGUACGAUUUUACUGUUUUAUUUUUCCUGAUUUUGGCUAUCAAGAAAAACUUGACCAAUCUCGAAUCUAAAAAGUGCAAGGAAACUAGUUCUGCAUUCGAUCAAUUAACCUAUGAAUCACAGAUUAUCGCAGAGUGUAAGAUACACUCGAGUUGGCUGGGUGUGUUGUAUAGCAUUUGGAUUGUGGCUUCAACUAGUUUCUGGUAGCCUGGCGAAUAAACCAAGUCCUCGUAAUCACCACAGCGUUACUAAAAGAUCAUUCAACGAUUUACAGUGUAAAGGAGUUUACGAUAAAAGUAUAUUUGCAAGAUUAGAUCAGAUCUGUGAAGAUUGUUACAACCUCUUUCGCGAGCCUCCGGUUUACUCGAUGUGCAGGGACCACUGUUUUACGACAAAAACCUUUGGAGGGUGUUGUGAAAGCCUUCUUUGCGAAAAUGUUGACGAAAUCCAGGAUAUGAUAAAACAGUUAAAUGGGGGAAAACUUUAUUAGGUUUAAUUGUUUCUCAGAAAAAUAUUUCAAAGGGUGUGUCGAGAGUUUAUUAAUGGAGGAAGAUUGGCAAAAAUUAGAAAGAAUGAUCGAAUAUAUCGGAAAGUGAUUCCUUCAGUGCUCAGUGUCCUUCCAAUCUAGUCGAUGAAUAUACCAUCAAUAGGCAAUUAAUAAAUUUAAUGUAUAAAUUUUGACAGAAUUUGUGAAUUUAUCUCUCUACUUUUGCUGGUUUCAAUAUUAUUUAUGCAGUUAUUUAUUUAUAAUUAUUUAGAUAUUUUUAGUUUCACUAAUAUUCAGUAACCAGUUAAAGCGGAAAGAAGUCUAAAACGUAUAAAUUGUAAAAUAUUUACUAGUUUGUUAAAGUUUACAAUAAAACUUUUGCACUUAAAUAUAUACAUAUAUAACAUUGUAACAUAAUCCGUUUUUAACAAAAUUUAAAAAACGCACUAUAUAAAUAUUUUAAAUUAAUUUUAUUUGUUUAGUUUGUUAUUGAUUUCUUUUUUUUUGUUGUUAAAGAAAAAUAAAUUUUCAGAAAUUUUAUAUUAAAAAAGUAUUUCUGAAAGAAUAUAUUUUUCUUUUGAAACAUUCCAAUAUCAGUAUUCUACUUUUUUAUGUAUUAUUAUUAUUAUUAUUAUCGUAUUUUUUUACUACCUUUUCUUAGAAAUUAGAUAUUUAAAUAAGAAUCCUCUUUAUUUUUAUAUUUUUAAAAGCCAGUACAAAUAAAGAAUCCGUAGUCGGGGCAUGAAUCAAGACAGUUAUAAAAAAAUAGGUAUUAACCAGUUUAAGAACAUAAAUGACCGUCUUAAUAUUAGUUUUACUGGUUAAAAUUAUUUUCUAUUAUUUUUUUUAUUUAAAAUAUUUAAUCAAACCAGAGAUCAUCACACAUUUAUAAUUUACUUGUAUAUAUUUAUCUCAUUGGUUCAUGACAGCUUGAAAUAAAUAACCUACUAGUCAGUGUAUUAAAUUAU